Messenger RNA from Vigna angularis (adzuki bean), 3113 nucleotides. Its product is annotated as UTP--glucose-1-phosphate uridylyltransferase. Bases 828 to 2654 code for a protein of 608 amino acids. Gene Ontology annotation, molecular function: structural constituent of ribosome; UTP:glucose-1-phosphate uridylyltransferase activity. Gene Ontology annotation, cellular component: cytoplasm; ribosome. The transcript has 19 exons. The record is from RefSeq and is a predicted model, not a curated record. Gene Ontology annotation, biological process: translation; glycogen metabolic process; UDP-alpha-D-glucose metabolic process. Lineage: Eukaryota; Viridiplantae; Streptophyta; Magnoliopsida; Fabales; Fabaceae.
CCUCGUCCGGCAGCCAUCACCCAAUCGAUCCAGAAAAAAUGCUUCAUGACAGCACACAAGCUUUCAAGGACCCCCACAAGCCUCCACCUAAACCCCACCCUUGGAUAAGUAAAUAAUAACUCCAAGAAGAAAAAGAUGCUUAGAUAACAAAUUUAAGUCAUUGAACACUUUAAAAAAAUACAACAAUAUUUCCAACUAAGAGAGAACAGUUUAGAAUGUUAUGCUAAGCAUGAUGGGUGAUGGGGGAAAGAAAAAUAGAAAUAAUUAUGUGAGAGUUAUUUUAAAAAAUAAUUGUGUAACUAUAUUAAAAUAUGAAUUAUUCAUUUAUUUUUUAUUAAAUAAAUAAAUUAGUUUUCUUUGUUUUUUACAUAAAAAUGUCCAAUUAAAGGAUGACAGCACAAAAAGUUAACAAAUGAUGUAUUUCCUUUAUGUAAUAGUAAAAAAAAAUUGAAAGAAAAUAAAUUUAAAUAGUAUAUAAAUUUUAGGUUAUUUUAUUAAGAAAAAGUUUAAAAAAAUAUCUAUUAUAACGUAAAUAAACAAAUAAUUUGUAUAUAAUUACAAUUUUAUAAAGUAAAAUUUGUUUAUUUAUUUAUUUGUAGAUAUGAUAUUAUAAAUAAUCUUUAAUAAUUUUAAACUAUUUCAUAUAAUGAGAUAAUAGACUUUUCACUUCAAUAUCCAAUUCUCAAAUAUCAAUCACUAACUUGCACAUGGAUGUAAAUUUAAUUGAUUUGAAUUUAAGAAUAGAUUACUUUUUUUCUUGUAAGAAGAAAGAAAGAGAGAUCGAAAAACCCUAGUGCAGUGGGGGAGAGUAUCGAAGGAGUAAAGGCAUGACGAUCCAUUCGAUAGUGAUACAGAAGCUGCUGAGCACGAAUGCGCAGGUGGGUCGACGAGUUGCUGCUCACCAUUUCAAGGGCUACACCUAUGGCUUCCGCAACAAAAUGGCCAUCAUCGACUCCGACAAAACCCUCAUUUGCAUGCGCAGUGCCUUCAACUUCAUCGCCUCCCUCGCCCGCCACAACGCCCGCUUCAUGUUCAUCAAUACCAAUCCUCUAUUCGACGACAUCUUCAACCUCAUGACCAAGAAGGUUGGCUCCUACUCCUCCUCAACCAGCUCCCUCUGGCGCACCGGCGGCUUCCUCACCAACAGCUACAGCCCCAAGAAGUUCCGCUCCCGCAACAAGAAGCUCGUCUUCGGCCCCACCCAGUCCCCCGAUUGCAUCGUCAUUGUCGACACCGACCGCAAGUCUACCGUUAUCAACGAGGCUUUCAAGCUUCAAAUUCCCGUUGUUGCAUUGGUCGACUCCGCCAUGCCCCUCGAUGUCUACAACCGCAUUGCUUAUCCUGUUCCCGCCAACGAUUCUGUUCAAUUUGUUUAUCUGUUCUGUAAUUUGAUUACCAAAACACUGCUUCAUGAGAAGAGCAAGGUUGCUGCUGCUGCGGCCGAUUCUCGAGAAGAAGCUCUGCGCAAGGGCAAGAGCAAGAGCAAGAGCAAGAGCGAUUUGGAUAAGGUCGACAUAACCGUAGUUCCCUAUACUAGUUUAGCUCCCUUACCCGAAGAUACAGAGGAAACUAAGAAGCUUUUGGACAAGUUUGUUGUUUUGAAGUUCAAUGGUGCCCAAGGAAGAAAUAUGGAUCUUGAUGGUCCCAAAUCUGCAAUUAAUAUUCGUGAUGGACAGACGUUCCUGGACAUGAUCAUUAACCAGAUUGAGAUGCUCAACUCCAAGUAUGGAUGCAGUGUUCCUUUGCUGCUUUUCAACAAAAAUGAUACUGGGGAUAGUUCUCUAAAGGUUUUGGAGAAGUAUUCGAAAUCAAGUGUUGAAGUGCACACAUUGAAGCCGGGUGAAAGUGGAGAAUUGAAAUUAUCGGGUGAACAUUCCAGUAAGGAGGAAAUGCAUCCAUUUGAUGAUGUGGAGGUGUUCCGUCCACUCAUGACUGGUGGAACCCUUGAUUCGUUAUUGUCACAGGGUAAAGAGUAUAUCCUAGUGUUGAAGUCAGACAAUGUGGCAACAAUUGUUGAUCCAAAUAUACUAAAUCAUUUGAUGAUAAAUGAUAUUGAAUAUUGCAUGGAGGUGACACCAAACCAAUCAUUUAACUUAGUCUUAACCGCAAUGAAAUUUAAGCUUGGGGAGAUUGCCCGCAACCAAGAUAAAAAUUUGAAGAACAAUUUCAAACUCAUCGAUACAACAAACAUGUGGGUGAGUUUAAGAGCCAUCAAGAGAUUUGUUGAUGCUGAUGAACUAAAGCAGGAGAAGUCCUCAGUUUUUAAGUUCUUUGGCAAUGUAAUUGGUGUAUCCGUGCCCGAAUCUCGGUUUUUUCCAUUGGAUGUAACAUCAGAUCUAUUACUUCUCCAGUCGGAUCUAUACACUUGUAGAGAAGGUGUUUUAACUCGCAAUCCAGCUAGAACUAAUCAUUUAAAUCCUGUCAUAGACUUGGGACCUGAAUUUGAAAAGAUUAAUGACUUCCAAAGUCGUUUCAAAUCCAUUCCAAGCAUCAUUGAGCUGGAUAGUUUGAGGGUGAGAGGUGAUGUGUGGUUUGGAUCUAAUAUUACUUUGAAGGGGCAAGUGACUAUUUCUGCAAAACCUGACUUGAAAUUGGAAAUUCCAGAUGGGGUGACGAUUGAAAAUAAGGAGAUCAACGACCCUGCAGAUAUCUAAGGAUGAAUCAACGGUUUGUGGAAGUUGUAGGGAUUUGGUUCUGGUGAAUACAUCAUGACUGCUGAACUUUAAUUUGCAGUGCUGAACAAUUUAAUUUGUCAUAUUAGCAGCCACCAACCAGCCAUCUUUUAGGUUUUCUAUUUGCAGAGGACUAAAAGGUUGCAGAACAUAGUUCCUUACACUUUUUUUUUUUUCAAGUGGCACGAUAGUGGUGAGAUAAUUUACUCAUCUAUCUAUUCAUUCUAAAACUUUUAGGGCAAGGCUUGGCACAGUCCCAGCUGAGGGCAGAACACGAAAUAGGAAUGGUUUCAGUUUUGCUGGUCUUCUGCCUUUAUACUAUUAGAAUCACACCAAUUGUUUAUUGUACCAAUGAGUUGGAGCGUACAGACAGAGGAGACAUUUUUGUCCUACUCCAAAAAUUCUUGACUUGCUUUAAUAAACAGGUUUAUUUUUUUCUAA